Molecule: messenger RNA, 1378 nt
Organism: Ostrea edulis (European flat oyster)
Lineage: Eukaryota; Metazoa; Mollusca; Bivalvia; Ostreida; Ostreidae
Exons: 4
Coding region: 360-968 (202 amino acids)
Source: RefSeq, a predicted model, not a curated record
AAAUCUAUCUGGAUAUAAUAUAGGAGCAAUUGUGUUCGCGCAAUUUAAAACUCGGGGGUGUUUAUUUUUUCCUUUUCUACCCGAAUGAUUUUAUGAACAGCAUGACCUCUUAAACCCGGAACUUUAAUAUCGUUCCCGUGGUGAGGUACAUACCUGUUCUAUUUACGGGAUGGGAUUGCUUCGUGACGUAGACGAAGAAAUGCUUUGUUGUUUCCAUCGUAACAGACUGGGGACCCCGAGACAUAGCGUAUAAAUACCUGGACACUAAGGGAGGUGGUUUCAAAGCACCUAUAAACGACGAUAGUUCUACCAACGCUUUUAAAUUGGAUUUGAAUAUCAAACAACUUGCAAAAGCAAUAAUGAAAAGCAUUUUCGGCUUAUUAUUUCUGAGUGUGAUUUCUACCGUUCAUUCUCAAUUCAGCCUUGGGGUGGCAGAUGAAACGAUGCCAUCUAUAAGUGAGAGUUCCGAUAGCUCCCAGUGCGUGUCAGGGCGGUGUGCCAAUGUGUCUUACAAAGAGAUUCAGAGAAUGUUCCGAGGAAUAUUCUUCACAAAAAGAGAACUGAAGAGGAAAAUGAUGAAUUUGAAAGUCACGAUGAAUUCUCGUCCAGGGCAGACCAGCAGACCUUAUAAAUGGUGGAAGGAAAAUAGAAAAUCUUACAGAAAAUCUCGUUACUUAAAUCACGAUGCAGAUCAAUGCUGUCCUACGACUUGUAAUUUGAUUUAUCCCACCGAGUUAACCAACACGAGGGGCGUGACUCGGUAUAUCGUGCACUUUACCGACAUGCAACCGGAACCGAUGUACCAGUUCAUGCCUAUGGGAACCUGUCUAUAUCCAGGGAACUGCAAAAACUGCCAACAGGAAUACGCCUUGCACUCCGUACUCGUCAUCGACACAACGUUUAAAAUCUACCCGUACUUCGAGUUUGACGAUUUCUACAUAAAAAGUUAUUGUUCCUGUAAAAACUGAUUCUUGAAUCGCAGCACGAUUCAUCAUCAGAAUGUGAGAACGUCGGGCGAAAUACUGCCUAUUUUGUGGAAGGAAGCUGUGAUGACGCGCCGGUAGGAGGGGAAAUUCUAUCGAUUUGUUCCUUCAAAAUGACAGCUUAAUGAAUGUGUUCCCGAAUCUAUGAUGUAAAACGUACAUGUAAUUUAUACAUUCAAGUUCAUUGACUGUUUGGACUUCAGGAUAAAUCUAUUUAAAGAGAGUCACUGAAAUGUAACAAUUCAUUUUUUCGCAAGCAGACUUCACGCCCACGAAUAUUCUAUAAGGAGUUCACUGAAUUAUUUAUGAUCACGUGUAUUGAAACUUCAAUUUGAUAUUUUAUGAAUGAAUUAAAAACAAUAUGUUGACAUUCCAUGAAUAAAUCGGAAUAAAAA